AUGUGCAAUCCCAGGACUUCGAGUUAUUGUGAAAUGAGCCUGUAUUUAGGAUCUAAUUCACCUUCAGCUGCAAUUCAGAGGCUAUGGCAGGGAAUCGGAAAGUGGGUUAUUCAAUGCCAGGAUAAAUCAGGGUGGAAAGUUGGAGAAGGCGGAAUCUGCAAUCCCCUCUUCCCUGUCGAGGUAGAGGUGGGAAACUAUAGAGACAACUGGAAUGGGUUGAGCGUUACCGGACCGACGAGACUAGGUGGUGAAGCAACCUUGCCUGAAGCUGGGUCGGGUGGGGACGAAGGUUUUGUCUCUGCUAUGAAUGUCGCACACUUCGACCGGAAAACAUUAUGCACUGUGCGCCAAGCAGGAAGUCGGGAAGUGAGACUACUUGAAUGGCAAUCAAUAGUUGAGAAGAAAGAACGCCGCAAGCGAUUUCAAAUAGUGUAUGUCCCACAAUCUCUAAAGGUGGGUACAUUCACCCAGUGGUUCCAAUCGCGUGGGUUUGGAACCCGUGAACCACGACCUGGGCAAUGGAGAAAAGGAUUUGGAUCAUUUUUGGCUACUCCAGCAAUAUUAAAUAUGCUUGUCAUAUUCGAGCCUUGA
Messenger RNA from Lindgomyces ingoldianus, 591 nucleotides. RefSeq lists its product as uncharacterized. The transcript is spliced from 5 exons. Bases 1 to 591 code for a protein of 196 amino acids. Lineage: Eukaryota; Fungi; Ascomycota; Dothideomycetes; Pleosporales; Lindgomycetaceae. The record is from RefSeq and is a predicted model, not a curated record.